Dromaius novaehollandiae (emu) is the source of this 3854-nucleotide messenger RNA. RefSeq names its product EF-hand domain containing 2 (gene EFHC2). Gene Ontology annotation, biological process: mitotic spindle organization; mitotic cytokinesis; cilium-dependent cell motility. The transcript is spliced from 15 exons. NCBI's taxonomy places the organism in Eukaryota, Metazoa, Chordata, Aves, Casuariiformes, Dromaiidae. Gene Ontology annotation, molecular function: alpha-tubulin binding. The coding region runs from base 191 to 2431 and encodes 746 amino acids. The record is from RefSeq and is a predicted model, not a curated record. Gene Ontology annotation, cellular component: axoneme; microtubule; mitotic spindle.
GGCCACUCCCCCCGGCCUGGGGCGCGGCGGCGCGGCGGCACGGCGUCCCGGUGGCGGGGCAGGCGGGGGGAGAGGGGGGUGAGCGAUCCUCGGCCCCGCCCCUCGGUGACGUCAGCGACCGGUCUCCGGGCAACGGAGCCCCCCAACAGCGCGCGGCCGUGGCAGCGGUGUGGGGCUGCCGGUGGGCGCGAUGGCGCUGCCGCUCCUGCCCGGGGCUUCCUUCGACCGGAACUUAGGGAAAGAGAAGUUCCACAAGUCUCAGCUCUGGGGUUACUGCAAUAAUGUUGCUAUGCUGGUUGGAGAAGAUAAACCUGGAAUAGGAGGUGAACCGUUACCUGGACAGAAGGCGAAACCUAAAUACAGUGUGUUUCCCAGGGAGAUAGGAAGUGAUGCUCCUGCUUGGGUAGCAUUCGACAAGCAGGUAUUGUCUUUUGAUGCCUAUUUUGAGGAGGAAGUGCCUGACAAAAAUCAAGAGCUAUAUAGAAUAAGACAUUGUAAAAUAUACUUCUACCUUGAAGAUGAUACAAUCCAAGUGGUCGAACCCCAAGUGAAAAAUAGUGGCAUAAUUCAAGGAACUAUUGUUCGACGUCAUCGGAUUCCACUUCCACCUCCUAAUGAAGAUCAGUUCUAUACUGUAGAUCAUUUCAACAUCAACAUAGAAGUAAUCCUUUAUGCCCGAAGAUACAGAAUUAUAGACUGUGACCAGUUCACAAAAAAUUUCCUGAGGAAGAUGGGAGUUAGAUUAAAUCCUCCAGUGUGUCGUCCAGAUGACCCAUACACCAAAGAGCGGCAAAAGAUCGUGGAUAAUAUGAAACCGUUGCGUCCCUAUGAACGCUUAGACACUUUGAGACAGUUUCUGGAGUUCGAUGGACAUGUUUUACGUUUUUUCUGUGUGUGGGAUGACCCAGAAUCUAUGUUUCAUGACCCACGAGAACUUGUCCUGCACUAUUAUUUGUCUGAUGAUACUAUAGAAAUAAAAGAAAUGGUACCAGUAAACUCAGGCUGGGAUGCAGUUCCACUUUUUCUUAAAAGAAAUAAGCUACCAAAGUAUGCUCCCACUGGGCUGUAUCAGCCAGGCACAAUCACCAAUCGCACUGUUCUCAAUGUGUUUGGAGAGUUAGUAGGAAACAAAGGCCGUUACAUUCUGGACAAUCGUAAGACAGGAGCAGUACACCAAGAAUUUUACAAAGACUGUGACCUGACAAUAGGGGCAGUAAUUAAUGUUUGGGGAAGGAAGAUAGUACUUUGUGAUUGUGAUGAAUUUACUAAAGAGUAUUACAGGACAAAGUAUGGAAUCAUGGAUUUCACCCCCAUUCCAUGUAAGGCUCCACCGCCUCCAAAGAUAGAAAAGAAGUUUCCACCAUAUACUGGAUUUGGUUCUGAAGAGGAUUCUCUAUGCUCUUGCCUGGGUCUGCUUCCCAAGCCUCCCCAAAAAGAUUUCAAGAAAUUCAUGGAGAAAGACAGAAACGGUCUGGAAAGUAACAUACUGCGCUUUCUUGCAAAACUUAUUACUGAUAGCCCUAUUGACAAGGAGCGGAAAUUCAUUAUUUCCUAUUUUCUGAGUGAUGACACCAUUUCAGUUUUUGAACCUAUACAGCGAAACACAGGGAUACUUGGUGGGAAGUUCUUGGAAAGAGGUCGCAUUAAGAAGCCUGGGCAGGAGCUCUUUAAGAGUCAGCCAUCUGAAUACUUCAAGGCUCAGAAUCUGUUUGUUGGAGCCAGAGUUUGUUUCCAUGGUCACAACUUUCUUUUGGUGGAUGCUGAUGAGUAUGCUUUCAACUAUAUGGAGAAGCAUGCAAAUGAGUUCUCCAUGGCUGAUAUCAGUGUCAUCCUCAAGAAGCUGAAAGAUAUAGCAGAACCUCGUUCCCGAGAAAUCAAGCAGAUGUUUGCAGUCACUGAUCCUGACCAUACCAAGGUGACUGAGUAUGACCCUUUCAGAAAUUUGAUAGUGAAUAUCACUGAUGGAGCACUGUCAGAACAUGAAAUUAUGACUCUUGGGCGCUAUUACAGCAUGAGAGAUGACUCUGAAAUGGAUGUCCACUUCCUCCUUGCAGUGGCUCAAGAACAACUAAAGAAAAAGAGUUUUGAGAAUUUUGGACAACUGUCUGCUGUGCUUGUAUACAAUGACCGUGAAAAACGUGGAGUGCUGCCCCAUGAGAUGUGCAGGACUAUUUGCAAGUCCUUCAGGUUGCCACUGGCGGAUGAUCUUCUGCAAGCUUUACUGACCAUAUUUGAAGAUAGUCAUGAGCAAGUGGAGUACAAGAAGUUUGUGUAUGGGCUGAACUGGAGAGAGAAUCAAAUCCCUGCUUUCCAGACAAUAAAAGUUCCUCUCAAGUAUGAAGAUGACUGGAGUGGACAGCUACCAUCUCUUCCUGUGAAAAGGGUCAAAUACUUAACUCUGCUGGAGGAUCUGUUUGGCAAGGAAGAAUAAUCUGAUCUAUGCAAGUCACUACUUUUGGAUUAGAGUUUCAGCUCCAAAGCUUGCUUGGGCAGAUACUGAAAACAUUCUUUAUAAAACAAAAAAUCAAAGAUGUAGGUUUUAUUGCAUUUAAUUUCUUAUUCCAGCAUAUAUGUAUACUUCAUGUGUUUUUGUAACACCUUCAUAAUACUGUUUCAUACUCAUACAAGCAUAAUUAAAACUCUACCCUCCAGUCUUUGUGUUUGGUCACAUGAAGAAUGUACAAGUACUAAGAAAUCUUUAAGUCAAACACGGCAAAACAUGACUGACACUGCUUUGUUCCACAGACAAAAGAGGUUGUUGGAUGACCUCUUACAAUUUCAAGUCAGACUGUAUUAGCACAGUAAGGUAAUUCUGUUCCAAUUUUCUCUCUUGCUUUUUAGCUUAUAUCUGUAUUUCUGCCAUAUCCCUAUGCUGAUGCUUAAGCAUUGUUUAUAUCCAAGCUUGUUAUUUUACAGAGGAAACAACAGCAGGAUUUUAGCACAGUAUAAAGUUGUUUGUUAUCAUAGAUAAUUAUAGCCUACCAAUACAGAAGUAAAUGUUCCAGGCAUGGUAUGGAACCUAUCAGUUCUUGCUUUUUGCUUUAAAUAUGAACCAGAUUAGUCGCCACCCAAAUUUACUUGGAUGAGACAUGUAUGGAAAAAUGGUAUUUCAGUACAGUUUCAGUGAGCAGCUUUCUUACUGUAACACUGUGCUUGCCCUAUGAAAACUAAUUGAUACCUUUCUCUUUGAUCAAGAUUGUGAUGCCAAAGCGGAGUUUCUGUUAGCAUCUUUAUAUCUUCUUAAGCUUGUGCCAGCUCAAAGCCAUGGUUAGAUCUGAAUUUACUGCAUGCCCUUGUGAUCGAGGCAAGUAUCCUAUUUUAAAGAAGGGAAGAGCUGAGGUGAAGCAGGGACCUGACUCAUCCACGAUGACUCCAUAGGUAAAGAGGAGGAUUUGUGAGAAAGGUCUGUGCCUCUGGCUGGUGCUGGGGAACUGACAGAUUCAUUAGAAUGAGAACCUUGGACUUUCUGUAAUCUGAAAUUAUAGUUCAGCGAUUAAGUGUCUGAUUUAGAAGGAUGAGAAUUUAAUGUAUUUAAAUACUCAAGUUCAGAGAAGUUCAGAAAAUUAAUUCAGCAAAUCUGUAUUUUUCUAAAAGUUGGAGAUCAAUUUUAGAUUUAUUAUUUAAUUUUAGAAACUGCACUGUAUGAUAGUGUAAAUUAAGUUUCUGAUUUUAUGUCAUCUGUCUAGGCCCCCAGCUCCUGAGAACAAGUUCCUUUCACUCUAUAUGGCAACAUAUAAAGCUUUAGUCAUCUUUUUACCUUUUUCCGUCAGCAAAAGAGGACUUGAGGCAAGGCAUAAUCAUGUGUGUUGCUGCUACUUAGGAAGAUAUUUGCAAUAAAAUGGGUGAUGAUCUGU